Molecule: messenger RNA, 1462 nt
Organism: Jaminaea rosea
Lineage: Eukaryota; Fungi; Basidiomycota; Exobasidiomycetes; Microstromatales
Exons: 3
Coding region: 45-1250 (401 amino acids)
Biological process (GO): endoplasmic reticulum calcium ion homeostasis
Cellular component (GO): endoplasmic reticulum
Molecular function (GO): calcium ion binding
Source: RefSeq, a predicted model, not a curated record
UUCCUUCUUCUCUUCUCUCCACCUCAACUCGCACCUCGCCCAGCAUGGCUCCUGCCCCUCUGCCCAUCCACGAGAGUCUCUACGCCUCUCUUCUGGCCUGGGCAAACGAGCCGAUAGCUAUCACGUCCAAAGUCUCCAUCAAGCCCUAUGAGCUGCGCACUGAGCUCUUCGUCUUUGUGGGCGCAAUUGCCUUUUGGAUCAUCCAUCUCGUAGGGAAGAGCACCAAUCGCCGCUUGGCCCACAAUUGGGUGCGAGAGGCGUUGCCCAUGAUCGAAAAGGAAUUUGCUACGACGGCGAAUGAUGGGCAAGGCAAGGGGGAGCUCCUCCUUUGGAAUGGAGGGGACGAGGCUGUUCUGUACGCUAGUGGGAGGAGGAGCGUUGAGAGCAUGCAUGCCCACUUCUCCCUCACCCCACGCCAAGACCCGCUCCUCUACUUGUACCACUUCAUCUCGGACAUUGCCCUUGCCACUCCCCUCUCCUCUGCGCGGGACACCCUCACCUUGACCUUCCAACUGCCCACGCCGCCAGCCGCCGCAACAAGCGACGUCUUCGGCGUCUUUUCCAUCGUCGACAAGCGCUGCCUCCAAUCGCUCCGCCAAGCCCGACCUUUCGACCUCAGCUUCGCCCGUCUCCUCGAAAGCAACGAUGAACGCGAGAGGCGCAGCUUGUCGCAACAGUGGGCCGUUAUGAGCGAGAAUGCUGAGCUGACCGACAGCUACCUCGGCGAAGUGGGUCAGAAGGGUGAUGCCCGCCGCGCCAAAGUAGGGAUCCAGACUGUCCUCAACUCUGCUGCGGGUGAGUGGCUGGAAAGCCUCAUCCUCACCGACGUGCCGCAGCAUCGACCGGAAAGCGUCGCGGCCGCCACUGCCGCUGCGACUGCGCAACACCCUCGCCUCCUCAUCGUCAAUUUGCGCGUACCCCGUGGGGCCGCCUCGAUCCGCAACUCCCUGCCCUUGCUGCUCUGCGCAUGCAACAUCCUCGACGCCAUCGACCUCAAUGUUAUCCCUCCUUUGACGGACCGCGCACGCACAAAGAUGCGCAGCGCUCGCCAGGCAGUCGAUGCUGCUGUGCUUAAAGAGCUGCAGGAGGAGGAAGGAGGAGGUGAAGAUGAAAAGGCCAAAGGGAAGCAGAGCAAGGCUAAGAAUCGUGGAGAGAUGAGUGAGAAGGAGCAACAGAAGCGCAAGGAGUUGGAAGAGAAGAGGGCGAGGAGGAAGGCGCAGGGCAAGAUGAAGGUCGGAGGCAGGGCGUGAGGCGUAACAAGGGAGGCUAGAGGGAGAGGUAGCUUGCUUUCGGCUGUGCAUUGCAUUCUCGCCGCUCUCACUCCUGCAUCGACGCCUCGCCCGCAACGGCAGCACUCCAAGCCCUCUUGGCCGCCUCACGAACCCACAGCGCCGUCUCCUGCGCAUCAUCGCCACCACUCAGAAGCAGACCCUGCACCUCCUCAACAUCCUUGUCCACGUCG